UGUCAUGUCUAGGUAGCAUUGAGUUCAAUGCCCUGCUAUUAGUGGCUAUUAGUACAGGUUCACAGCUGCUAGUCUAGAUUUAGACUCUCAUAGGAGUUUUUCAUGAAAAGCAGUGUGCAAGACUCAAGUGAACUUCAAGCAUCAAAAAGUUCUCAUGAAGAGUAGCCUAUUAGCGUUGUGCUGUUAUAUUUCUGGAUAAUUAUUCAUGAAAGUCAUCAUUUUAAUAUUAUUUUUGAUUGAGGUGAUGCUUUAUACACUGUUGGUUGUUUAAUCUACAACCGUGUACUGUAUAAUACAAGUUGAUCACAUGCUUUGUAAGCAAAUACAUUUUCCAAAAAUGCUCCUAGCAACUGUGUCUGUUAACAGAGACAAAAAUGCAGGGUUUGCCUCUGAAAUGUAGCACAGUAGUAGCAUAAAGUAGUUGGCUAUAAAAAUGCAGAUACUCAAGUUAAGCCCAAGUGUUUCAAAAAAGUACACAAGUAAGCUUUGCAUAAUUAGCUUCUCUGAAUUUCCGAGAGGAACCUUGUAUUUUGAAAACAAACCACAAAAAAAUCUGAAUGUGCUUCCCCAUGCCUCUCCCUCUCUGCGACUUCUUGUAUAACGUGUUUGUCAUCAGUCUAUAUUUGGAAAGUUCCACUCUGCGUCAUCGGACAAAAGGCCUUAUAAAAAUCCACUCCGCCUGCUGCAGAUGGCACUUUGUUCAGGUAUCAGUAUCAGGUCACCGUCAUGGACCUGUCAGCAUUUAGCAAGGAGAACUAUGAGCGGAUCAAGGCAGUGGAGAGUUCGUUUGGCGCAUCGGGGAGUCCUCUGUCCAAACCAGGUCGGAUUUUGAUAGGACGGGGCCGUCUGAUGAAGCGGGGCCGUCGGAAGCCACAGCCGAAGGCUUUCUUCCUCUUCAACGAUUUGCUGGUGUACGGCAGCAUCAUUGUGAACGGCCGCUGGCACAAAAAAAUGAAGAUCAUCCCUUUAGAGGACAUCCAGAUGGAGGACAUGGAGGACGGUAUGGAAAUGAAGAACCAAUGGCUGAUCCGUACACCAUGCAAGUCCUUCUUCGUGUCUGCCGCCACAGUGGAGGAGAAGCAGGCCUGGAUUGAGCACAUCAAAGACAGCCGGUUGAGCCUGCUGCAGGGCGGCAGCCUCCGACCUAGCUCCAGCUUUGCUGUGACCUGGAUCCCAGACCAAGCCGCCCAUAAGUGCAUGCGCUGCUUCAAAAACUUCACGCCCACCAAACGUCGACACCACUGCCGAAAAUGUGGCUUUUUGGUGUGCCGUUCAUGCUCCAAACACAGAGCGGUGAUUGAGCACAUCCAUCCAACUAAGAAACUGAGGGUCUGCCGAAUCUGCAACACUAACAACAAGAUGGAUGAAACGUCUCGUCUGAGGGGAGACAGCACUGGACUGGAAAGCUUAGAGGAUGAACGUGUGGCAGCGUCGAGCGAAGAGGAGGAAGCAGAGGGGAUAAUUGAAGAUUUCCACCGAAGCAACUGGCUGGACUCUCGCACAGGCACAUGGGGAAACGAGCACAUCUAUGAUUACCCAAGACCAAUGCACCUGCAACCAUAGAGAAACAUGAUCACAUCAAGACUGCUGUACAGUACAACCGCUCCUCCACAUGUGACCUUUCUCCCCUUUUUUAUCUCCACCAGCGUAUUAUAUGGACAUAGAUCUGGUGUUUUUUUUUUGUUGUUGUUGUAGUUUACUUAAUGUUAACUAUGAGUCAUUAAACCACAGUUGAUUGCUAUUAUGUUGUUAACAAAGAGUGUUGGAAAUCACAACACAAAGCUGAUCCAGUUAAAUGCAAUGAGCAUGUUGGUAGUCUAGCGUGAACUGCUGUCAUAACUGUUCUUUGUACACUGUGCACUUGGCAACAGAGUGAGUGUGUGUUGUUUUCACAUGAGAAAUAUUUGUACUUUAUAUCUGUUAUGUACAUUUUGCUUGGAAAUGAUAAAUGAACAGUAAAGCAUUUG
Molecule: messenger RNA, 1967 nt
Organism: Acanthopagrus latus (yellowfin seabream)
Lineage: Eukaryota; Metazoa; Chordata; Actinopteri; Spariformes; Sparidae
Product: pleckstrin homology domain-containing family F member 2-like
Exons: 2
Coding region: 727-1563 (278 amino acids)
Molecular function (GO): metal ion binding; phosphatidylinositol binding
Source: RefSeq, a predicted model, not a curated record